UUCUUUUUUUUCCUUUUUCCUUUUUUUUUUCCCACUUAUAGUUAAUUAUAUAUAAUAUAUUGAUGAAAUGCAUAUUGAAAUAGCUCAGGCUGUAGAAUUUCUUGGUAGACUUUUACAAAACAAAUUAGACCAAGAUAGUAUUUCUCGUUUUAAGGAAAAAUUGACUGAACUACUUAAACUAAAGUUCGCUGAUCAUUGGGAUGUUCAACAACCAUACAAAGGAAACGGUUUUAGAGCUUUAUCCAACUUUAAUGGUCAACUUGAUAGUGUACUUGUAAAAGCUGCCAAUAAUGCUUCCAUUUCUUCAGCUACUAUUUUCACUCAUCUUCCUCGUGAUUUUGUACUAUGGAUAGAUCCUUUUAAUGUGUCUUAUAGAAUGGGUGAUCAUGGGAAUAUCAUGACGUUAUUUGAAGAUCGUAGUCGUGGAAGAAUUACCUUCAAACUAGAUCCUAACAACAACAACAAUAAUAAUGGUAACAAUACAACAACGACAACAACUCUUCAACAUAAUUCAAGUACAACCAUCACUUCUAAUGGCAUGACAAGUCCUUCCAACAGUCCUUUAUUGCAAUAUUUACAACCAAGGACUUCUACACCUAUUCGUAUCUCUCCUCCCAAUAGUCCAGAAGCACAGAAAAUCAAGAAUCAUAUCAAUCAAUCUUCACCUUUAUCAAACCAGGUCACUCAAACGCCUCCAGAUAAUGAAGAAGAAGAAGGUCGGCACCUAGUCAUGGCAAACUGAUUUCCCUCCUCUUAUCAUAUCAUAGUUUAUUUAUACUUCAGUUACUUUCUACAAAAUGAUAUUCAAUGUAUAUUUUUUUUUUUUUUAUUUUUGCUUAUUUUUAUUUUAUCCUCAUCUUCCUUCCAUUCUCUCCAUUUUUGUAAUAUCUACAUUUCACCCGUUUCUAAUA
Halteromyces radiatus is the source of this 911-nucleotide messenger RNA. RefSeq lists its product as uncharacterized. The record is from RefSeq and is a predicted model, not a curated record. Gene Ontology annotation, cellular component: nucleus; cytoplasm. Lineage: Eukaryota; Fungi; Mucoromycota; Mucoromycetes; Mucorales; Cunninghamellaceae. The transcript has 2 exons. Gene Ontology annotation, biological process: negative regulation of mitotic cell cycle; negative regulation of cell population proliferation. Bases 68 to 742 code for a protein of 224 amino acids.